Messenger RNA from Melanotaenia boesemani (Boeseman's rainbowfish), 4091 nucleotides. RefSeq names its product protein kinase N1b (gene pkn1b). Lineage: Eukaryota; Metazoa; Chordata; Actinopteri; Atheriniformes; Melanotaeniidae. Gene Ontology annotation, molecular function: ATP binding; protein serine/threonine kinase activity; small GTPase binding. Bases 515 to 3337 code for a protein of 940 amino acids. The transcript is spliced from 22 exons. Gene Ontology annotation, biological process: protein phosphorylation; signal transduction. The record is from RefSeq and is a predicted model, not a curated record.
CACACCGGCUCUCAGCUCACCGCAGAGCCGAGCAGGACUGCACCGCCGCGGGGAAGAUGGCCUCAGUUUUCUCCUCCAGCGGCCAGAGCAGACACUUAUGGUGAAAAGCCCGGCGGGUUUCGGCUACACCUUCCCCGAGAGUCCUGUCAAGCCAGACGACGAUGAGGGCAAAACCCCCUCAGCGGCGCUCCCAUCACAGGACACCCCACUCUGCGUGAUGCAAACCGCAGUCCAAGAGUUGACAUCCAGCAGCCGGGAGGUGACGGCGUCCUCUCCCCUCCGCUUACUUGCUCCUCUGCGGUGUCUCCUGGUUGAAGGCUUUCAUGAUUUACCUGCGUGAAACUCGGAACAUCCACAUUCACUGGGACUGUUUAUUGUAUUUUUUAACAUUAUAGUUAUACAAAGAUUAAACGCAGGACUGUUUAUAUUCAACCUCUGGAGGAAUUUAGCUGGAUUUUCCACAAUGAUCCGACGGCUAUAACUGGAGCUAGAAGUCAUCUAAAAGCUGGUGGACAUGAUGGCCAACCACAACGAGCUACAAGCUGAUCCGGAUGGCCUUUCGGUGCUCCAACAGCUCGGUCUGGACCAAAAUUCAGACUUCUCAGACUCCAGUGUGCAGCAGCGCCUGGAUGAGCACCGCGAGAGAAUCCGCAGGGAGAUUCGUAAGGAGCUGAAGAUCAAGGAGGGUGCAGAAAACCUGCGCAGGGCCACUACAGACAAGAGAAAUGCCCAGCAAGUGGACUCGCAGCUCCGCAGCUCGAAGCGCAAACUGGAGGCCCUCCAGGCUCAGCUGCAGGAACUGGAUGCACACAUUGUUGUCAAGGGUCCUGAUGAUAACAAAGAUUCCACCAAGUCUCCGAACUCAGUCAAUCGGACGUCGGCCAAUCAGCAUCGCAUUGCAGCUUUAGAGCGGCAGCUGAACAUUGAGCUAAAGGUCAAGCAAGGAGCAGAAAACAUGAUCCCCAUAUACGCCAACGGUGGCACAAAGGACAAGAAGCUCCUCCAGACGGCCCAGCAGAUGCUGCAGGACAGCAAGACAAAGAUUGACAUCAUCCGCAUGCAGAUCCGAAAGGCCAUGCAGGCCACGGAGCAAUCUGAGGACAGCCAAAGUAAGCCGGACCUGUGUGGGGUGGAGCUGCGUGUGGAGGAGCUUUGGCAUCACUAUCGUGUGGAGCACGCCAUGGCGGAGGGAGCCAAGAACAUGCUGCGACUACUGGGUGCAGGAAAGGUCCAGGAUAAGAAGGCCAUUGCUGAGGCUCAGUGUGGUCUGAGUGAGUCCUCCCAGCGUCUGGACCUGCUCAGGUGCUCUCUGGAGCAGAGGCUGCAAGAUCUGCCAGAGGAUCAUCCAAAAGCUUGCCUCAUCAAGGAGGAGCUGGUGCUGGCCUCCUCCUCGGCUUUCAGCUCCCGCCACAGCACCCCGUAUGUCCACAACCAGUACAGCACGCUGAGCAAACCAUCACCACUCACAGGUAGUCUCCAGGUUCGUCUCCUGGGCUGCGUAGGACUCCUGGAGGUGGUUCCAGGGAGGAGCAAGGGGACCCCCGUGGUUCUCCCUUCAUACUCUACUGCAGAUGGACGGUCCUCGUUCAAACUGAGCGGCCUCUACAGCCGUAGCACCAGCAGCAUGAGCCUCAAGAUUCCCAGCAAGAACGAAGAGCUCUCCUUGGAGGUGAGUGCAGUGCUAAAGCUGGAGAACACUGUGGUGGGACAGACAGCUUGGAGAACAGUGGGAGAACAGGCCUGGGACCAGACCUUCACUGUAGAACUGGAGAGGUCCAGGGAGAUGGAGAUAGCGGUGCACUGGAGAGAUUACCGCUCCCUGUGCGCUCUGAAGUACCUAAAGCUGGAGGAGUUCCUGGACAACCAGAGACACCAAGUCCAGCUGGAACUGGAGCCUCAGGGGCUGCUACUGGCUGAGGUGACCUUCUUCAACCCCGUCAUAGAGAGAGGACGGCGACUCCAGAGGCAGAAGAAAGUCUUUUCUAAACAACACGGGAAAGCUUUCCUACGUGCCCGUCAGAUGAACGUGGACAUCGCUACCUGGGUCCGCCUGCUCAGGAAUGUCAUUCCCAGUGGGAGCAACACACCUACUUACACUCCCAGUUUUACAAGCAACACCCUGUCACACACCACAGGAGAAAUCUCGGUGGAGAAGCUGAAUCUGGGCAGCGACUCUCCUCCUAAAGCUGAAGUCAGGAGAGAUGUGGUGGACGCACCGGCCACCUUGGAACAGAUGCCGGUCAUAGAGCCCCCGCCCACGCCGGUUGCUCCUGCUCAAGAACAGCCAACCAGAUCGCUGUCCCAAAACUCUUUACGCAGACCCACCAGAGGUUCUCUUUGCCUGCAGGACUUCAAGCUGAUAGCGGUUCUCGGCAGGGGCCACUUUGGAAAGGUGCUGCUGUCGGAGUACAAAAAGACAGGCAGCCAGUACGCCAUCAAAGCCCUGAAGAAAGGAGACAUUGUUGCCAGGGACGAGGUAGAAAGUCUGAUGUGUGAGAAGCGGAUCUUUGAGGCUGUCAACGGUUCGCACCACCCCUUCCUGGUCAACCUGUUUGCAUGUUUCCAGACGCCAGAACAUGUGUGUUUUGUCAUGGAGUACACGGCAGGAGGAGACCUCAUGAUGCACAUACAUGCCGACGUCUUCUCUGAGCCACGCGCUGUGUUCUACUCUGCCUGUGUAGUCCUGGGUCUACAAUUCCUUCAUGACCAUAAGAUCGUAUAUCGGGAUCUGAAAUUGGACAACCUGCUCCUUGACACACAGGGUUUUGUGAAGAUCGCAGACUUUGGGCUUUGCAAAGAAGGUAUGGGAUUUGGAGACAGAACCAGUACAUUCUGUGGCACUCCUGAGUUUUUGGCCCCGGAGGUGCUGACAGACACAUCGUACACCAGAGCCGUCGACUGGUGGGGGCUUGGUGUGCUCAUCUAUGAGAUGUUGGUUGGAGAGUCUCCAUUCCCAGGUGACGAUGAAGAGGAGGUUUUUGACAGCAUAGUUAACGAUGAGGUGCGCUACCCGCGCUUCCUCUCCACCGAGGGCAUCGGCAUCAUGAGACGGUUGUUGAGACGAAACCCUGAAAGACGCCUCGGCUCUGGAGAAAAGGAUGCAGAAGAUGUGAAGAAACAACCAUUUUUCCGGGGUAUGGACUGGGAAGCACUUCUUCAGAGGAAAGUCCUGCCCCCCUUCAUCCCAACCAUCGUAGGAAAGGAAGAUGUCAGCAACUUCGAUGCCGAGUUCACCACCGAGGCACCCACCCUCACGCCUCCCCGUGAGCGCCGCACCCUUUCUCGUAAGGAGCAGGACUACUUCAAGGAUUUUGACUACGUCUCUGACCUCUGCUAAGGUUUGGGUUCAGGAGUCAAAGGGUCAUCAUCUGCUCAGUGUCGACGGCAGACCCUGAAAGGAGAUGGACAAGCGAAGGCUGACUACCUGUGCUGUAAAGACAGAGGAACUUCAUGGUGACGAGAGGCGAGGAUCGGUGUCACUCUGUCUCUGUGUGUCAUCGACGGCGUGAAGGAUAAAACUUGUGUGACGUGAUUGCGUGUCACACACAUCUGCAGUGCCACACAUGUCUUGAAGAUAAACUUACUGGUGUGGCUUUUAGAGCAGCAGGAAGAUAAUCCAGAUUAAGUAAUAAAUGGAAGAUCAGACAAUAGAUCCCACUGUGUUGUUUGAAAUCCUCAGAAAGCCUCACAAUCACAGAUGUGAAGAGUGAGGGAAGCAGUUUUAACUUUCUUUCUGCAUCUGCUCCACUGUUGUUGUUUUUAUCCCUGCAGUUUGCUCCUGCAAAUCUGUGUUUAGCUGUGAAAAGUGACCCUUCUUUGGUCUUGAAUGUAUCAAAUCAGCCACAAUCAUGCAGUACCUAUAAAAUGCCACUUGGGGGAGCCAGAGGAGAACAAAUCAUUUUUCAUGUGUUUUAUUAGCUGCCGUUGCCGUUUCCUCAAUCACAAGACACUUCAUCUUUUCCUCAUGCUGUCUUUCGGUACAUCAUAUUUUUUAAUGAUUUCUGUGAUAUUUUUUUUCUCCUGUGUUUACUCUUUAUUCAUUUGCUGGUGAAAUGUGUUGGAACUGUGACUCAGUAAAGAUGUGAAACCAA